Molecule: messenger RNA, 2968 nt
Organism: Oryzias latipes (Japanese medaka)
Lineage: Eukaryota; Metazoa; Chordata; Actinopteri; Beloniformes; Adrianichthyidae
Gene: pax3a
Product: paired box 3a
Biological process (GO): anatomical structure development; regulation of transcription by RNA polymerase II
Molecular function (GO): DNA-binding transcription factor activity, RNA polymerase II-specific; RNA polymerase II cis-regulatory region sequence-specific DNA binding
Source: RefSeq, a predicted model, not a curated record
CUGUGACAUGACAAUAUGGACUCGUGAGGUCAGUCCAAACGAGCUGAACUCCUGCUCUCCAAUCGGAAUGCUCCUCCUCUCCACAAAUGUCCGGAUUUGUAACCAAUCAGCGCGCGCGGCGCGGAGACAGUGGGGACAGCGACCAGAGAUAAAAUGUUUGACUUCCAUGCAUCCUCUCAGAGCAUCUUCUAAUCCUUCGAGCACUGUCAGAAAUCUGCACGUUGAUCUAAACUCACCGCCCACUCACACUUACCACCGGGGACCAGUCAGUCUCUGAGGCCCCGGUUCACUUUUCCUCCUGAGGACCAACCUGUUACUCAAGAAAAGGAGACCUGCAUGCGCCGCAGCCGCAGAGCGCGCUCAGCUGCAGAAACCGAACACGUUCUGUAGAGUGAAGACGCAUCUGUGCUCUAAAAGUUGCCUGCAGGAGACUGGAAUAAUGACGGCGCUUGCAGGAGGUUUACCAAGAAUGAUGAGACCAAGUCCCCACCAGAACUACCCGCGGGGCGGAUACUCCCUGGAAGUCUCCACGCCGCUCGGACAAGGUCGGGUCAACCAGCUCGGCGGAGUCUUCAUCAAUGGCAGACCUCUGCCCAAUCAUAUCCGACAUAAGAUCGUGGAGAUGGCGCACCACGGCAUCCGGCCGUGUGUCAUCUCCCGCCAGCUUCGAGUUUCCCACGGCUGCGUCUCCAAGAUCCUGUGCCGAUACCAGGAGACGGGCUCCAUCAGGCCGGGCGCCAUCGGCGGCAGCAAGCCAAAGCAAACCACUUCACCAGAAAUAGACAAGAAAAUCGAGGAGUACAAGAGAGAAACCCCCGGAAUGUUCAGCUGGGAAAUCAGGGACAAAUUACUGAAAGAUGGAAUCUGCGACAGGAACAACGUCCCUUCAGUGAGCGCCAUCAGUCGCAUCAUGCGCUCAAAGUUCGGUGGAGCUGGUGAGGAUGAGGAGGAAGAGGAUGAAGUGGAGAAGAGGGCGAUCGAGGAAAACGAACCAAGGACUAAACACAGCAUUGACGGCAUUCUGGGGGACAGAUCCAGUCACUCGGACGAGGGUUCUGAUGUGGACUCCGAGCCAGGUCUGCCUUUGAAGAGGAAGCAGAGGCGUAGCCGCACCACCUUUACAGCGGAACAACUAGAGGAGCUGGAGAGGGCCUUUGAGCGCACACACUACCCAGACAUCUACACACGAGAGGAGCUGGCUCAACGCGCCAAACUGACAGAAGCUCGAGUUCAGGUGUGGUUCAGCAACAGAAGGGCACGAUGGAGGAAACAAGCAGGAGCCAACCAACUGAUGGCUUUUAACCACCUCAUACCUAGCGGUUUCCCUCCAUCGGCUAUGCCGGGCCUUCAGCCUUAUCAGCUGUCAGACAGUCCUUACCCUCCGACUUCUAUCGCCCAGGCCCCGGAGCAGACCAGUACGGUCCACCGGCCGCAGCCUCUGCCACCCACCUCCGUCCACCAGAGUGGGCUCAGCUCAUCAGCAUCUUCUCAGGAUGGAAAUUCUGCAUACUGCCUGUCGUCUGGCCGACACAGCUUCCCAGCAUACUCGGACAGCUUUGGUCCCCCGACAGGUCAUAACAGCGCUGUCAACCCCACCAUCGGCAACAGCCUCUCCCCCCAGGUAAUGGGCCUGUUGAACCCCAGUGGAGUACCACAUCAAUCCCAGAGUGAUUUUGCCCUCUCUCCCCUGACUGGAGGUCUUGAGCCCAAUGGAGCUAUGGCAGCCAGCUGUCAUGGUUCGCAGCGCUUGGAGGCUCUUCCAGCUCUGACCAGCAUGCCCACUCUGCCCAGUACUCAGUCUUACUGCCCAUCAUCCUACACUUCACCAGCUUACCCUGUAGACCACCACCCUACAUACCAAUAUGGUCAAUACAGCCAGAGCAAGGUGCCUUUCAUCAUAUGAAGCCCUCAAGAGGCCUCAUAGGACCUGUAUGGUUGCUCCGACAUUCAUCCCUGGAGACCACUGCAACAGUUCGGAUUUACCAGCGGCUCCAGGCCCAGGCGGCACGAUGAGGGGAAAGGAUUUAGGUGUUGGUAAUCAGCAGAAAAAGUUGCUUGUCUGGACUGACAAGAGGUGAUUUCAGUGGUGGGGUUGAAUGUUCCAAUGAAGGACCAAAAGUAGCGCCUUCUCUGGUAACUGGUGCUCACCUCUGUGCCUGGCUGGCUAUUCUCCAAGGGACCAAACAAGGUGGAUUAUGUCACAUAAAGCGAAAAGAUGAAGAGUGUGAAGAAUGUGGAGAUGGACUUUAUCAGCCUAGCUGCUUCCCCACUGGUGAAUGAUUCAGGCUGGUGAGCUUACACUUUCUAGGAAUGUUUUUCAGCACUACGUCUUAAAGCAGUGCUAUCAACCUGCAGUGAGAUGCAUUUGUUUUUGGACAAUGACUUUUGAGUUUGUUAGGAAAAAGAAAAGAAAAAAGAAAAACGGAAGCCUAGUGGAUCCAGUGAAUCCACUGAACCCAAAGAAAGUGCAAUACAUUCAUACCUCAUGUGCUGUAGUUUGAGAACGAUCAGAUGUCUUCACUAUAGCCUCAAAACCUGCUCUCUCUUUUUAAUUGUAAUUCAUUUUGGGUUGUCUAAAGUGAUCAAUCAGGGGAAAUAUUGAAGUCCCCAUGUCAAAAAAAAAAGAAAAAAAAAAGAAAACAAAACCGAAAGAAGCAGCAGUUCUGGCAGUGAAUACACUAUUCAGUUGACAUCAUUUUUUUAUAAUUGUUUUUGUCUGUUUGCAUGUUUACUUAGCUGUAAACAGGAGCUUGACGAUUCUGGUUCUGUUUCUUAUUUAUUUAGUGUUCAAGUGUAUUUUUGUAUGCCCCUUGUCACCACGCCUCUGUGCUUCAUGUCUUACAGUUUAUAUUUGUUACUUUUUUAUGUUUUUUUCAUUUAUAUUGAUGUGAAAUAAAGUUGUUGUAAGAAACUGUGUGUAUAAUAUAGCACUAUUACUAUUUAUAAUAAACUAUGUGACAAUAAAAAA